Messenger RNA from Pongo pygmaeus (Bornean orangutan), 1330 nucleotides. RefSeq names its product three prime repair exonuclease 1 (gene TREX1). Gene Ontology annotation, biological process: DNA catabolic process. The record is from RefSeq and is a predicted model, not a curated record. The transcript has a single exon. The coding region runs from base 166 to 1275 and encodes 369 amino acids. Lineage: Eukaryota; Metazoa; Chordata; Mammalia; Primates; Hominidae. Gene Ontology annotation, cellular component: cytoplasm. Gene Ontology annotation, molecular function: nucleic acid binding; 3'-5'-DNA exonuclease activity.
CAAGAGGAUGGCAUAGGGCAGGAGGGCCAUGGGUUCCCCCACCCCAGACUAAGGGGGCACUAGGGGAGGGGCCGAGUCAUGUGAAGAGGGAGACCCUCUCAGACAGUCGAAUGUGCUGGUCCCACUAAGGAAACCACCCCACCCUCUCCAACUUCCUGCCUGAAAAUGGGCCCUAGAGCUCGCAGACAGGGCAGGAUUGUGCAGGGAAGGCCUGAGAUGUGCUUCUGCCCACCCCCUACCCCACUCCCUCCCCUUCGGAUCUUAACACUGGGCACUCACACACCCACCCCAUGCUCCUCCCCAGGCUCAGCGGCAGGUACCUACCCAACCAUGGGCUCGCAAGCCCUGCCCCCGGGGCCCAUGCAGACCCUCAUCUUUUUCGACAUGGAGGCCACUGGCUUGCCCUUCUCCCAGCCCAAGGUCACGGAGCUGUGCCUGCUGGCUGUCCACAGAUGUGCCCUGGAGAGCCCCCCCAUCUCUCAGGGGCCACCUCCCACAGUUCCUCCACCACCACGUGUGGUGGACAAGCUCUCCCUGUGUGUGGCUCCGGGGAAGGCCUGCAGCCCUGCAGCCAGCGAGAUCACAGGUCUGAGCACAGCUGUGCUGGCAGCGCAUGGGCGUCAAUGUUUCGAUGACAACUUGGCCAACCUGCUCCUAGCCUUCCUGCGGCGCCAGCCACAGCCCUGGUGCCUGGUGGCACACAAUGGUGACCGCUACGACUUCCCCCUGCUCCAAGCAGAGCUGGCUCUGCUGGGCCUCACCAGUGCUCUGGAUGGUGCCUUCUGUGUGGAUAGCAUCACUGCACUGAAGGCCCUGGAGCGAGCAAGCAGCCCCUCAGAACACGGCCCAAGGAAGAGCUACAGCCUAGGCAGCAUCUACACACGCCUGUAUGGGCAGUCCCCUCCAGACUCGCACACGGCUGAGGGUGACGUCCUGGCCCUGCUCAGCAUCUGUCAGUGGAGACCACAGGCCCUGCUGCGGUGGGUGGAUGCUCACGCCAGGCCCUUCGGCACCAUCAGACCCAUGUAUGGGGUCACAGCCUCUGCUAGGACCAAGCCAAGACCAUCUGCUGUCACAACCACUGCACACCUGGCCACAACCAGGAACACUAGUCCCAGCCUUGGAGAGAGCAGGAGACCCAAGGAUCUUCCUCCAGUGAAGGACCUUGGAGCCCUACCCAGGGAGGGGCUGCUGGCCCCACUGGGUCUGCUGGCCAUCCUGACCUUGGCAGUAGCCACACUGUAUGGACUAUCCCUGGCCACACCUGGGGAGUAGGCCAAGAAGGAAAAUCUGACAAAUAAAGACCCCCCCCAUAGCACUGAGUGCUCAA